AAGUAAACCGAAGACUACGGAAGCGCUCGGUAUAAACACUCAAACAGAAAAAAUGCUAAUCGCCCAUUUGGUUGCAUAAAAUAAACACGCAACUUGUGUGGUGAAUCGGUAAACUUAGUUACGCUAAAAGUGCAACGACUAAAGAGUGUGAAAAUGUUUGCAAGGACCACAGCAGAGUACGUGGAGGAAGAGGACCAUAGUCGUAGACGACUGGAAGAUCUUUGGCUGCAGCCAUAUGUUGUGUUACGCAGAAUUGAAAUUAGUGAAGCUAUUCGUCCUAAGCAGCAGGAGCCAGAGCGGCCUUGUAUUAAAGAGGAAGAGCCAGCGCGGCCUUGUAUUAAAGUGGAAGAUGUGGCCAAAGAGGUCCACCACUUGAAUGAACAAAUGGUGCAGACGUUUCUUUGCACUGUUAAAGAGGAGGAAGAGCCAGAGCGGGCUUGUAUUAAAGAGGAAGAUGUGGGCAAAGCGGUCCACCACUUGAAAGAACAAAUGGUGCAGACGUUUCUUUGCACCAUAAAAGAGGACGAAGAGCCGGAGCGGCCUUGUAUUAAAGAGGAGGGAGAAGACUCCUAUGACAUUAAAGAGGAGGAGGAUACUUUCAAUAUGUCAUCAACCGGAGUUCCUGUAAACAGUUUAGAUGAGGGUCAACAGGAGAUAAGCAAAAGGGCGGAGCCCCCAAGCUGCAACUCAAGUCAACAAAUGACCAGAGAAGGUGAUGGAGACCACUGUGGAGGAUCACAAGUAGCUCCACCAUCAGAUAGUGAUGCCGUGACGAAAAACUAUUCCUGCUCAGAUUGUGGCCGAAGAUUUUCUCAAAGGGGAAGUUUAAAAAUGCACACAAGAACCCACACUGGUGAGAAACCUUUUUCAUGCUCAGUUUGUGGCCAAAAAUUUACUCAAAGUGGAAGUUUAAAAUGCCACACAAGAAUCCACACUGGUGAGAAACCUUUUUCAUGCUCAGUUUGUGGCCAAAAAUUCAGUCAGAAGGGAACUCUAACAAUUCAUACAAGAAUCCACACUGGCGAGAAACCUUUUUCAUGCUCAGUUUGUGGCCAAAAAUUCUCUUGUGGGAGUCGUUUAAAAAGGCACAUGAGAAUUCACACUGGAGAGAAACCUUUUUCAUGCUCAGAUUGUGGCCAUAUAUUCUCCCAGGGCACAAAUUUAAAAAAGCACACAAGAAUCCACACUGGUGAGAAACCUUUCCCAUGCUCAGUUUGUGGUAAAAAAUUUGGUCAUAAGGAAGCUUUAACCAAGCACACAAGAAUGCACACCGGCGAGAAACCUUUUUCAUGCUCAGUUUGUGGCAAAAGAUUGAGGCAUAAGAGAAAUCUCGACAGGCACACAAGAAUCCACACUGGCGAGAAACCUUUUUCAUGCUCAGUUUGUGGCAAAAGAUUGAGGCAUAAGAGAAAUCUCGACAGGCACACAAGAAUCCACACUGGCGAGAAACCUUUUUCAUGCUCAAUUUGUGGCAAAAGAUUGAGUCAUAAGGAAGAUUUAAACAGGCACACAAGAAUCCACACUGGCGAGAAACCUUUUUCAUGCUCACUUUGUGGCAAAGGAUUUGUAGCGAAGCAAACCUUAAAAAGACAUACAAGAAUCCACACUGGCGAGAACCCUGUCGCCUGCUCAGCCAAAGAGAAUUCCGAGUAUGUUGGGGAGAUGAGCAAUGAUUCGUGAAGUUUUCACCUUUUAUUUGAGCAGACCUCAUAAGUUUUUGCACGAAUGGCAAUUCUAUGUAUCUUUUGAUUGGGAUGCUAAACUCCUUUCCUUCACCACAGUGAGACGUUCAUAUUUUAGUUGUAAUAAAUUGGAGAAUAUAUUAGUUAACCGGCCUCUGGAUGAGAAUAGUUUUGUAUUUUUCAUUAUACUUGAUGUUUAUUUUGUUUAUAGUUGUGAAUUUUAACCGUAAUUAUUUCAAAUUCAUAUUCAGGGCAAGUUGCUUAGUUUCUAUUCAUGUUUAGGGGGUUGUUUUGUUCAGAUUUUCAUGUUCAUGUCAAGGUUUUUGCCCCUAUAUUUGUUUUGCAGUGAAACUAGAUGAAGCGAUUUGUGUAGAAAUGCUGAAUGACGAAAUGUGGAAUGUUUUGGCUCAUGAAAUAAAAUGAGAGUGAAUUA
Syngnathus typhle (broad-nosed pipefish) is the source of this 2115-nucleotide messenger RNA. RefSeq names its product gastrula zinc finger protein XlCGF52.1-like. The transcript has 3 exons. NCBI's taxonomy places the organism in Eukaryota, Metazoa, Chordata, Actinopteri, Syngnathiformes, Syngnathidae. Gene Ontology annotation, molecular function: RNA polymerase II cis-regulatory region sequence-specific DNA binding; DNA-binding transcription factor activity, RNA polymerase II-specific. Gene Ontology annotation, biological process: regulation of transcription by RNA polymerase II. The record is from RefSeq and is a predicted model, not a curated record. The coding region runs from base 154 to 1680 and encodes 508 amino acids.